AUGCGGUAUAUUCUCUGGAAUGAGUCUAUCGUUCUGGCGGCAAUCGUCGCCCAAGCGAAAGCUGCCGGUAUCCUUCGUGAUUUCUCUGAACUCGAAGCCUCUUACGACUACAUCGUUGCUGGCGGCGGUCUUAGCGGUCUCGUUGUGGCCAGUCGACUGAGCGAAGAUCCAGAUAUCACGGUAUUGGUUGUUGAGUAUGGCGACUUUGACGACUCCCUCAACGCUGCUCUGCCAUACUAUGCGAAGAACAUGCAGUUUUCCAACCUCUUCUAUCUCACGUCUGUCCCACAAGUCGGGUUGGCUAAUCGAACGGGCGGCUUGGCAGUUGGCGCGACGGUCGGAGGAGGAUCAACCGUCAAUGGUAUGGCAUGGGAUAGAGGAUCGAAGGCCGAUUAUGACGCCUGGGAAGAACUUGGAAAUCCGGGGUGGGGAUGGGAGGGUCUUCUGCACUACUUCCGAAAGUCAAGCACAUUAACACUCCCUUCCGAAGAGCUCAUAUCCGAGUAUCAUUAUGGCCUCAGCGGCGACGGCUUUGGUGAUGGGCCGGUUCAGGUAAGCUUGCCAAGUUGGCAAUGGCCUGCGACCUACACCUAUAUCGACGCUUUCCAGGAAGCUGGGAUACAAAUUCGAACAGACGGCGGGACCAAUGGCGUUAAUGUCGGAUUCCACUGGAAUCCGUCCGACAUCGACCCCGUCAAUGGCACGAGGUCCUCGUCACGGAAGGCAUACUGGGAUCCUGCCAGCGACAGACCCAACCUUUCCCUCAUCGUCAAUACCUUCGCGUCAACUGUUAGCUUCGACGGCAAAACUGCCGAUGGGCUCAACAUUGUUAGUCGAGAGAGUGACGAGACGGUAUUGGUGCUUGCAUCCAGCGAGGUCAUCCUGGCAGCGGGUGCCGCUCACACACCACAGAUUUUGCAGCUAAGCGGGGUAGGACCACGAGAUUUGCUGGAAGACUUGGGAAUUGAUGAGGUCGUCGAUUUGCCUGGAGUGGGAUCCAACCUCCAAGACCAUCUAUCGAUAUCUAUGGCGUGGAGAUUUACAAACGACAUGGGACUGAAUCCGAGCGCCCUCAACGACCCCGAGUUUCUUGACGAAGCGUUCGACGAAUAUUGGGCGAACAAGACGGGGCCGAUUACCCACACCGGAAAGCAUUGUCGUGUCAUGCUCUCUCUUCAAAAUCUCACAGAAGAGGUUGACGACAUCGCCGCAGAGCUUACUAGUGAGGACCCGGCUCUCUAUCUCGGGGACACCUACCUCCAAAGAGAGGAGUUGUUAGCCGGCUACGCAGCUCAGCAUGCUAUUCUCGCCACCAUAGUUGGCAAGGACGAGGUGUCCGUCUUCGAACAUACCUUCGGCGGCGGUGCUGACAUGAGCUUCCAUCCUCAAAAACCUUUCUCCCGCGGAACGAUUCGUAUUAGCAGUACUAAUCCGCAUCCGGCGAACUCUCCGCCUAGGUUAGACUUUAGAGCGGUCACUCAUCCCUUGGAUAUGAAAAUUGCAAUUCUGGGCCUGAAAUUCGGACGUCGUAUCAUGGCCGGCAACGCCAUGAGCACACUGGGCACUCGGGAGAUUGCUCCUGGAUCGAAUAUUACGAGCGACGAGGAGCUGGAGGAGCUUUUCCGCACAAGGCACAUCAAUCCUAGCAAUGCCCAUCCGGUCGGUACCACAGCGAUGAUGCCUCGUGAUCUGGGUGGAGUUGUAGACCCUAGGUUGCGAGUGUACGGGGUUGAGCGUCUCCGAAUUGUCGAUGCUGGUGUCUUUCCACUCUUGCCAACAUGUCACACACAAGCCACUACAUAUGCAGUGGCUGAAAAGGCCGCCGACUUGAUCAGGGAGGACAGGCUGGAUAGCCAACGACAGUUCUAG
Messenger RNA from Scedosporium apiospermum, 1869 nucleotides. Its product is annotated as GMC oxidoreductase. The transcript is spliced from 5 exons. NCBI's taxonomy places the organism in Eukaryota, Fungi, Ascomycota, Sordariomycetes, Microascales, Microascaceae. Bases 1 to 1869 code for a protein of 622 amino acids. The record is from RefSeq and is a predicted model, not a curated record. Gene Ontology annotation, molecular function: oxidoreductase activity, acting on CH-OH group of donors; flavin adenine dinucleotide binding. Gene Ontology annotation, biological process: secondary metabolite biosynthetic process.